Molecule: messenger RNA, 2776 nt
Organism: Chelmon rostratus (copperband butterflyfish)
Lineage: Eukaryota; Metazoa; Chordata; Actinopteri; Chaetodontiformes; Chaetodontidae
Product: E3 SUMO-protein ligase PIAS1-like
Exons: 13
Coding region: 127-2235 (702 amino acids)
Biological process (GO): regulation of transcription by RNA polymerase II; protein sumoylation
Molecular function (GO): transcription coregulator activity; zinc ion binding; SUMO ligase activity
Source: RefSeq, a predicted model, not a curated record
UAAGCCUCAGUUCUCUCCUCUUAGUAGGUACGGAGUAGUCAAGUGGCAUAGUGACGUGGCUGUAUUCAUGUAUUAAAAAGAUCAUGAUCAUUGGAGAAAGUCAAACAGAAGCUAACGAGUGAGCAAAUGGUGAUGAGCCUUCGGGUGUCGGAGCUGCAGGUGUUGCUGGGCUACGCUGGGCGCAACAAGCACGGACGCAAGCACGAGCUGCUGACCAAGGCGUUGCAUCUGCUGAAGGCCGGCUGCAGCCCUGCCGUGCACAUGAAGAUCAAAGAGCUCUACCGACGACGCUUCCCUGCCAAAAUGGUAUCCCACUCAGAGCUGGCCAUGCCUGGGCCACACCACCCAGCCACAGCUGGAAUGGUUGGAGGAGGGGGCGCUGCACUGCCCGCUGGCCUGACGCAGCUGGCGUAUGAGGGUCAUGCUGGACACGGUGGAGCCCCAUCGCCCGCUGCCUUACUGCCCCUCUCGCUGCUCGGCCCUGGGAAACACGAGUUGACCGGGCUGACGCACCACCUAUCCACCUCGGCCACGCUGCACCCGGUCCACCCAGAUGUCAAGCUCCAGAGGCUGCCCUUCUACGACAUGUUGGACGAGCUCAUCAAGCCAACCAGUCUAGCAUCAGACAACAGCCAGCGAUUUCAGGAGACGUGUUUCGCCUUUGCAUUAACGCCGCAGCAAGUCCAGCAGAUCAGCAGUUCAAUGGACAUCUCGGGGACCAAAUGUGACUUCUCAGUUCAAGUUCAGUUGCGGUUUUGCCUGUCGGAGACGAGCUGUCCUCAGGAAGACCAUUUCCCACCCAAUCUGUGUGUGAAAGUCAACGGGAAGCCAUGCAACCUGCCGGGUUAUCUUCCUCCAACCAAAAACGGCGUAGAGCCCAAGCGGCCCAGCCGGCCCAUCAACAUUACCUCACUGGUCAGAUUGUCCACCACAGUCCCCAAUACCAUCGUGGUGUCGUGGACCGCAGAGAUUGGAAGGAGUUACUCCAUGGCCGUGUACUUGGUGAAGCAGCAGUCAUCCACAGUGCUGUUACAGAGACUACGGGCAAAAGGCAUCAGAAACCCAGACCACUCCAGAGCACUCAUCAAAGAGAAGCUAACAGCAGACCCGGACAGUGAAAUAGCCACAACCAGCCUUCGAGUGUCGCUGCUCUGCCCGCUGGGGAAGAUGCGGCUGAUGAUCCCAUGCCGGGCGCUGACAUGCUCCCACCUGCAGUGCUUUGACGCCACACUCUACAUCCAGAUGAACGAGAAGAAGCCCACCUGGGUGUGUCCUGUCUGUGACAAGAAGGCCCCCUAUGAACACCUCAUCAUUGACGGGCUUUUCGUGGAGAUCCUCAACAGCUGCAUGGACUGCGAUGAGAUCCAGUUCAAGGAGGAUGGCAGCUGGGCCCCGAUGAGGUCUAAGAAGGAAGUGCAGGAGGUCUCCUCUGCUUCCUAUAACAACGGGCUGGAUGGUUCAUGUCGGACGUCUGCAGGCUCAGACCAGCGGAGCUCCUCGUCAUCCAGCCACGGCGGCAGCGACAGCAGCAACAGCAAGAAAGUGGAGGUGAUCGACUUGACGCUGGACAGCUCCUCAGACGACGAAGGACAGGACUCGCCGCCUCCGCCGGCACCGCCACUGCCUCCUCCACCCAAAAGAGCGUGUCCCUCUAUGUCCCCGACCUCGCCGCCCGUCAUCAACAAAGGAGUGUUGAACCUGCACCACCAGGCCUCUCCUGUGAGCCGUACUCCCAGCAUGCCAGCCGUGGACACCAGCUACAUCCCUCCUGUCCCCCCACUCAUCCAGGACUAUAGACCCUACUACCACACCCCCAGCGACCUGUCAGAGUUGAACUUCUUCUCUUUAUUUCAAGGCGACAAUCAUCAGCAUUACAACAUGGUAAUGGCAGCAGCGGCCGCCGCUUCAGCCUCAGACGACCACGAGCUGCUCCUCAACCGCUUCCUGCCCUACAGCACCUCCUCCUCCUCUUCCUCCCAGCUGUUCCUCGACCAAUCCGGAGCCUCCUCGGCCACUUCGCUGACCGUGCCGACCAACGGGGCGAGCAACUCGGGCAGCACCAGCAGCCUGGUCUCGUCCGGCAGCCUCCGUGACACUCACUCCACACACUCGUCGUCACACUCGGGCUCACACUCCUCUCUCGCGCACCCCGGGGUGGUGGCCAGCCGGAGCAGCACUGAAGCAGCAGUGGCAGCUAUUUACGGCGGGAUACCUGACGUUAUAUCGUUGGACUGACUCAAGAAGAGUCGAGACUACACUUUGGGUCCAGCUGCGAUCCAGUAACAAACUCUUUGACUGCAGGGUUUUAAGUCUUGUUCCAGAAACUAGAUUGGCCCCAAGUCAUCAAACUCAGAACGGUUGUGGAGUCAUAAAGACAGGACUGCCUCAAGAAGAGCACUAAUAGUAUGACAAUUCCCUUCACUAGACUGACCUGAGAACAGUACUGAGUCAUCACUUAAAGGGGGUCAGCUGUGGACAUUGUGUUGGUAUACUGACUUCAGAUAAGAAACCUGUCCAGCAUGUGAACCCACGUUACUACUAUACUGGUACCAACCCGGCACAAACAGUAAAGACGCUACCUGAGCAAAAACACAAAGGAGGAAGGCUCUUUUUUACAAAAACAAGGAGUGGCACCGUGUACAGAGAACAAAAUCUAUUUUCCUCUUUUACUUUUGUAUGUUAAAUCGGGACAUUUUCAGUCUAGUGAGCUGCUUCAAUCGCUGUUUUUAAUUGGACGACUGGAGGUUCUUUUGAGGGUUUUUUUUUUUUCUCACAA